AUUCAUUGUGAAUUUGAUUUUGUUCUCUUAUUCUGAGAUUGGAAGUCGGCAAUAGCAAUGAGGACUCUGCAGCUUUGCUUAAGUAUGUGCGUGGUCAUUCUGUUUUGUUUUCCUUGUGACGCGUUGAAUACUACGACUGUAAGAAGUGGGAAAUCAACGAUUGGACCUGUAUUUGUGACAGUCACCGAAAAACCAAAUCAAUCUGAUCAGCGGCAAGUUUUGAUCAGAUUUUAUGGACCUCCAGAUACAGUGCUUAUUGUUAACGAACAAAAACUUAAUAAAGUUCCAGAUUCAGAUGGAGAUUUUGUAUCAGAGGUGGAUCUUGAAAAUCCCGUUGAUUUUUACUUACAUGUAAGAUUAUCCUCUAAAGCCACGUCUGAAUGGUUAUGGAUCAACAUAAUUCAGGACAUUGGGUAUUAUGAAAUACAUCCAAGUUGUAACCUGGAUGUCACCUCUUUCGAUGUAGGAGAGAUAACAACAUACACCAUCGUAGUAUCAGAAUGUCCCGGAAAACCCAGCGGAAGCCUUAUCGACGAAUUGUAUAAAAAUGGAGAACGCAUCUAUUCGAAAGAGUAUCUGAUAAAAGAAGAAACUCAGGAGUAUAUGCAGAAAAGUGUAACGACCGUAAGCUUUAAUAGAUCCAGAAUGAUGAACGACAAUGUCGACCUGUCACUGUGGUUUGGUUUAUAUCAUGUUUCACAGGACAACCUAACACCUGACUUUUAUAGGGCAUACAUAAUUGCUGAUCAAGGCAAUUUCCUCGGGGCAAACCUUGAACGUUGAAAUGUACGCUUAUUCAAAAUAAAAACAUUGCUUAACAUUCACA
Messenger RNA from Magallana angulata, 826 nucleotides. RefSeq lists its product as uncharacterized. The transcript is spliced from 3 exons. The record is from RefSeq and is a predicted model, not a curated record. Lineage: Eukaryota; Metazoa; Mollusca; Bivalvia; Ostreida; Ostreidae. Bases 58 to 783 code for a protein of 241 amino acids.